Molecule: messenger RNA, 1733 nt
Organism: Polychytrium aggregatum
Lineage: Eukaryota; Fungi; Chytridiomycota; Chytridiomycetes; Polychytriales
Exons: 13
Coding region: 53-1420 (455 amino acids)
Biological process (GO): proteasome-mediated ubiquitin-dependent protein catabolic process
Cellular component (GO): nucleus
Molecular function (GO): ubiquitin binding
Source: RefSeq, a predicted model, not a curated record
CCUCAACUCCCAGCGCUCCCCCAGCCAUCAACCUCGCUUCGAGCCUGUAAACAUGAUCGACGACCAGGAUAUUGCACAUUUCAUCGACCUGACACAGGCUUCUGAAAGCCUGGCCCGCAAAUAUUUGACGGUUUCGGAUGGCAACGUUGAAGCCGCCAUCUCUCUUUUCUGGGACAAUGGCGGAGCGGACCUCGGCUCAGAGACAAUCCAAGACUCCCUUUCCGCGACGGACAUUGAUGCCUUUGGCUCCUCUGGGAUCGAUGAAAGCAGCCCCUUCAAUAUUCGUUCCCCCAUUCGCCCUAAAGCCGAAGUGCUCUACGGGAAUAACUCAGCCUCAGUCUCGGAGCCAUGGAUCGACAUGAGCUACCAGCCAUCUUCCGCCGCUGGCCAUUCGUUUCCUGAUCCCUUCGAUACCGCGUCAAACGAUGAGUCUGCCCUUCAGAUUGAUGAGUCAAUCGAUCCCCAAGCAGCCAAAUUGGCCCGCCUCUUCAAGCUCCCUUACGACAUCAUGUUUUCCGGCAAUUUUAAUAUGGCUCGGACAAAGGCUGAGAAGGAGAAAAAAUGGGUGCUUGUGACCAUCCAUGACCCCAACAACUUUCAGUGCCAAAUUAUGGUGCGAGACUGUUGGAACAGGCCAGAAAUGAAGGAGCUCAUCCGAGAAAACUUUGUGUUCAUCCUGAUGGGCAGGGAAAGUGCAAUGGCAGCCCAGUACAAAGUAAUGUACCAUGGCUACCAGGGCGAUCCCUUCGCGGCAAUCAUCGAGCCACUCACAGGCGAGCAAACCAAGUUCUGGUCUUGGAGUCUGGCCCCGAUGCACGAUGACUUCUACGGCAAUUUGAUAUCGUUCAUUGAUCGUGCGACUCAUCCUUCCCAAGAUACAGGCGCCUCGUCAAGGGUGGCUCCGAAGCGAAAGAUGUCUGUCAACGAUCUGACAGAAGACGAAGCCCUGCAGCUAGCGCUUGAAGAAUCACGAGUGGCAACAGCCUCAAGAAACAAGUACGAUGCCAUCCGCGUCGAUGACGAUGAUGGAUACAACAACGACGCCCUUGAUCACAGCGACGUUCACGAGGGCACAUACGUCACCAAGGAGGAUCACGAAGAUAAUUAUGGAAGCCCCAGCCCUGUAGCCGUUGACAUUGAUGCGUUCGACCAAAUCACUCCCAAGAUUGAGCCUGAGCCCUCAGCUGGCGACAUCUGUCGUGUCCAAGUUCGCCUGCCGGGUGGAGAACGUCUCGUCCGAAAGUUCCUGAAGACAGACCCGGUGGCUUCUCUGUUCGCAUUCGUCAAAAGCAAGCUUGAAGGUGCCCAGACGAAGAGAUUUGAGCUCUACAACCUCAGAGAGCCACUGCUUGUAAAAGCGGCUCAGUCGCUAAAGGAGGCAAAUGUCUGCGGCGCAUCGCUGCAGAUGGAAUACCUCUAGCGGUGAUCCAUUCGCCAAGCCAACCAAACCCAAAUACAUGCUUGGAAGCGCUCCGAUCGGGCCCGCAUAUUGUAACUCUCAAACUAUGGCCAGCACAUAUAAUCAAACCAGAACAAAACGGGGCAGUCACUUUCUGGCAUCAGCGACACAAGUCUUCUGAACUUCCGUAGACCCCAGUGGGCAAUCCAUGCGAUUGUUCCCGUCCUGGUUGGCAAUCUGGUUGAUUUGGUUGGAUUGGGGAGCAUGGUCUUGAAUACACUCGGUCGAUCCCCUGUGGCGAUUGGUAUGGGUGUGUCGGAGCGGGAGUGUGGGA